Messenger RNA from Schistocerca serialis cubense, 6806 nucleotides. RefSeq lists its product as uncharacterized. The coding region runs from base 139 to 1515 and encodes 458 amino acids. Gene Ontology annotation, molecular function: protein binding. The transcript has 6 exons. The record is from RefSeq and is a predicted model, not a curated record. NCBI's taxonomy places the organism in Eukaryota, Metazoa, Arthropoda, Insecta, Orthoptera, Acrididae.
GCGGCCGCCGGCUCCGCACGGCGCCGGCCUCCAGCGUCUCCGCCGCCGCCGUACCCAGGCACUCCACCACCACCACCGCCACCGCCACCAACGGCACCGACGACAGCGGCAGCGGCAGCUAGCGACAGGAGGGCAGCCAUGUUCGCGCGACUGUGCCAGCACAAUGUCGCCGGCGAGGCCAAGAGGCGGCACUCGUGGUCCAGCGACUGCGACUUCCAGCUGGUGGCCGGGGCGACGCUGCAGCCUCGCGCCCUCUCCACGUGGUACCUCACCGCAACGGAUGGCGUUCCGGACGUUGUCGGGCCUUGCGGUAGUGGAGGAGGAGUCGGCAGUAGCAGUAGCAGUACCGACAAUAGCAGUGACGAGGAGGGAGGAGACACCGACGACGGAAGAGACGGCGGCGGGGGCGGCAGCGGUGGCAACGACGGCGACGAAGAGGAAGAAGAGGAGGAGGGCGGCGGGCAAGAGGAGGCCGGGGGCUGCGGGGGCGAAGCUGGGGCAGGGGAGGCGCAGCUGAGCGCGGCGCCGCCGCCACGGCCGCAGCCGCAGGCGCAGCCGCCGGAGGACAUGGGCCAGAGGCCUUCGCGGCCUCGCAUCUCGCUCACCUGGGUUCUGCGGAGCGGCGGCGGCGGCGGCGGCGGGGGUGGCAGGCACGCGGCGCCGGGGGCGGCCGUGGCGGCCACCUGCCCAGAGCGGCCGCCGCCUCCGGGGCGCGCGCGCUCCGAGCCGUCGCUGAUGCAGCACAGGCAGAGGCGGCAGUCGCGCGCCUCGCACAAGCCGCUGCGCUCCCGGCACUCGCGCUUCGGCUACGACAUCCAGGACGUCGACGCCUUCCUCACAAAGGCUUCGAUCGAGAAGCCAGCCAACAUCCCCGUGGUGCUGGCGUCGCCGUGCGUGCUGUACCAGACGCGCACGGGCGGCUACCAGGAGGAGCUGUCGCUGCCCCUCGGCAUGGUGGUGAACGCCGUCUUCAAGAACCAGUCGUGGCUGUACGUGCAGACGCCGCACGGCGAGGAGGGCUACGUGGGCUACGGCGCGUGCCUGCCGCUGGGCAUCCUGCCACCGCCGCAGCGCUCCAAGCCGCAGCCCUGCUGGGAGACGCACGCCGACAUCUUCCCGCGGCCGCUCGGCAACCGCACCGACAGCGAGAAGCUGCGCGACGGCACGCGCUCCGAGUGCGGCGCCGCCUCCGGCUCGGCGGCGUCGGCGGCGGGCGCGGCGGCCGGCCGCUGCUACCGCGCGCGCGACGCCGUGUCCGCGUGCGGCGAGCGCAGCGUCGACCGGCUGUACCUGCGCGCCGCCGCCAGCGCCAAGUGCCGCGCCGUCGGCACGCGCCACACGCUGCUCGUCAUCCGCUCCGACUACAGCAGCCGCGGCCGCAACACGCUCUCCGUCGCCAAGGGCGACGUCGUCGCGCUCGUCAGCGGCCACCUCAAGGACUGGUUCUGGGUGCGCAGUCGCGACGGCAGCGAGGGCUUCAUCCCGUCCGUCGUGGCCGGCCACGGCUUUCUCUGACAGCGGGGGCGGAAGAAAGCUGCACAGGCCUCGCUACAUUAGCAGACAAUUCGUAUACGAUAACUCAGGUUCUAUCGGCGCUACCGAUUAAUAGCGUGUUUUCGGGUGUACGGCCGAGUAGUAGAUUCCGUACGUAUGCACGAUAUCUGGAGUGACCCGGCAGUAGAGUUCGGAUCCUGCGGACUGUGUUCCGAGUACGAGCUAGACGAACACCGACCGGACUGUUUCCGAAGGAGGCGCACUCACCGGUGAGGAUAUGUGGCAUCUUUUUCGGCUUAGGGUAAGAGUUAAAUUCGUUCUGUUGGCUCACCAUCUGUUUUCGACUGGCAAUUGAUUUAUUGGUCUUUUUUCAUUUAUUCUAGAUUAAUUUGUGGGGUGCCAUGUCCCGGCAUUUGCUUUCCGACCGAGGGAAAAACGACAGAUACAUCAUUUUGGACAGCUGGCUUUGCUCUGUUUCGUUACGUUCAUUAGGUGAUAUUCUGAAUUUCUUUGUGUAAUGCUAUAAUUCCUCUAGCUUGCAGCUCUUCCGAUUCUCCUCUCCCUUUUAGUCACACCCAUUCGAGAUCCUAUUGUUUCUAUUGUGGUGGUCUCGGGUGAGAAUAUUAGAACUGACGGAAAUUCAGCACCGUCAGUUGUCGCUAUAAUACGUCUUGUACGAGCCCCUCAUUCUCUACCUGAGUACUCCAUAAAUUGCAUUAAGUUUCUCUAUCCUCUCUUUGAGUUGGGGAGCACUAAUUACUACUGACACCAGUGAACUGUCUGUGCAAUAUCAUUUUCGGCACAUCGCUAUUUAUAGCCGAGUGCAACCCCUGGUGUCAGUUACACUCUUUGAAGUUUAUUUGUUUUUUUGAGGUCAUACUGCUAUUCUGUGAAAUGCGCAUUCUCUCAGGCUUUACUAGUUCUGGUGGAUGAGGUCGCCAAGGAGAUCUUAAUAAACGGAGCACCGGGCCCUGAGCCUUGUUUAAACUGAAGCCUCUGUCCCAGUUUUUUAGGUUGGUCGGUUCAUUUAAAAGAGAGGGGGGGGGGGGGAAGGACCAAACUAUGAGGUCAUCGGUCCCUUGUUCCUAAUCAAACAAUGUCACAAGUGUGAGAAUAAACCAGACAAGACAUAUAACGUAAAACGGAAAGAAAGGAAAAACCACAAGAACGAAGGAAAGGUAGCGAACACUAAAAGGAACAGGUUUUCUGACAUUUUCAUUCUGACAUAUAUUGUGUAUAAAUAUGUAGUAAACUAAUCAUCUGGUACACCUGAAAGCACACCAUUAAUUUUGUCUAGGGCUCUCUGUGACUGUAACUUCUAGGUUAGACUUUCUUUUAAUUAGUUAUAUGCCAUCUCGAGCAGCAAACAUUAUAUUUUUCAGUCUGUGUCCAACAUGUUUUGGAGUGAGAACUACAUUUCCAAGGACUAGGUUAAUGUCUGUGGGGGUUACAUCUCCUGCACCUAGUCGUCUUCAUUCGGUCACACAAUAUAAAAAUAUGGAACUUUGACAUCAAUGCAUCACAACAUUUUGUGACCAAAUGAUUGUGAUUAGGUGAAGCAGAUGUAAAAUCCAAAAACACCAAUGUCUUCAAAAUGUAGUAAUACCUCCAAACUGUGUUGGACUUGAACAGAAAAGUUUAAUGUGAGUGAAGACAGUAUAUUACUAGUAAAAAAUAAGUCUCGAACCUACAGUAGAUUUAUGUUGAGAACUGCUGUUACUUGACAUCUUUGUAACCAUAAUUGUAAGAACAUCAAUAAUUAUUCUGCAAGAAGUGUCACAAAGUAAACUCCCCACAACUGUUAAAAUUGCAGGCAAUACAGCGUCAAAUGUGAGUGCCCACUUGUGAGGGGUUCAGGUCGAGGUCAUCAAUGUGCCUAUUGGCAGUUUCUGUUUAUCUACAGUUCUAAUAGCUGAAGAUGGUAACUCCAACUCUUCCUUGUGCCAGUUGUAAUGAUAGGUCUCUAAAAAAGAUUUCAUAUACACACAUUACAGUGUCAACGUCAAUUUAGUGUUAGUUCUGUCUAGCGUAUGGGCUGGAUGUCAUGAGCAUGCAGCUAGUGUAUUAUUGAUAGUGCAGCCACUUUUUUGAAGGACUAAACAUGGACACAAUCAAGAAUACAGUGACAAACAGUUUGUGGAACAGUCACUGCAGACCAUUACAGAUAACUGUUGCUUUAAAACUACAAGUCUCAAUAGCUAUUUUCUGCAUAUAUCCUAUCUGGGAACUGAAAUAAAUUUCUAACAGCAGAUGCAGUCUGCUCAAUCAAGGCACCAUAGUGAUACCUGCCCAUUUACACUGUUCUUACUCCUAAGAAUUUCAAUGCUUUCUGACAUCCUAAAAGAUUGCUGUGUGGCAAACAAUCAUACAAUUUUCAGUGACAAAAUGUUGCAGAUUUUUAUGACAAACAAUAAAAUAUUAUCCUACAGUAUGAUAAGUGUCUCAGUCCUGUGGCUAAAUAUAUUGACAAGUAGCACAAUAAAUGCCGUACCUGUUCCCAAACACGUUUCCAGCCAACCAUGUUUUCUUUCUGAUUAUGCCUCUAGGGAGACACUUUGUGGGUAACCUUACUUAAUGUCAGCAUUACUUCUUUAUUUGCAUAUUUUUGUGUCAUACGGUACUCACUUUAGUGCUGCACAAAAUUUCUGAAAAGAAAUGACCACUGUCACAUGGGGAAACAGAAGACACAUCACCAAAAUCCAGAACUUUACAUUCGUCGCAUGAAACUAAGUUCUUCUACUACAGUAUUCACUCUCACAUUUGCUCAUCAAAUGACAUUCAUGGCAUUGCUCAUGUACUAUAGUCUCAAGAGAUUGAACUGCCUAUCCACUAACAUCAUGACAACUGAGACUGGCACAUGAGUUUCACCUCAAAGACUAUUGACCAAUGUACAUUGCUGCAGUCAGGUGUAAAUCUUUGGUUGUCUGUUUAUUUUUGUACCUUCAUUGUAAUAAGUCACUUACAUGUUGGAUGCUGGUUACAAUAAUUAUGUUUCGGCUUAUUGUUGCCUACUCACAUGUCAAGUUACUCCACAUUAGGAAGUCAGCAUGUAUGAGAAGAAAUAUAAAUGAUACAGACUGUCAAAAAUUGUAUGGUUGUUUAGAUUUUCCUGAUAUUACCAGCUGAACAACAAUAACUAAGAAUCCAGUAUUCUGCUACUUUCUGUGGCCUGCAAAAAAAUUUGGAUAUCAGUCCUAGUCAUCAUAAUGUCCCGCUAUUAUGCCCUCAGACAGUCUCAUAGUCUGCCUGUAAUCCUGACAGUAGACACCUACAAGAGCCUCUCUCACAGCAUCUAAUAAAAACCACUUGGUCUAUCAUUGAGCAGCUGUACAAGAAAAUAGAGUUUCCAGGGACCUAUAUACUGCCAGCAAUAAAUUGAAAUAGUACUACUUUUAAAAGGACACAAUCUUAAACAGCAUGUAACAAUUUUUUUAACCCACAGUGUCCAACAUUUUCGGCCAGGUUUGACCUUCAUGAACUUGUGGAAUGAGAAGUUGGACACAGCGACCACACAAUCACUGUUUGACAGCACCAGCUCCCCACCCCACUCAAAUGCUCAGCUACAUGCAUGAAAUGACAGCCUGGAAGGCUGCCUGCUGAUACCCAGUAGCUGUUCCAUAAAAUACUCUGUAGUUAUUAGUCAGAACUGACAUAUAUUCCAGGAAAGGCUUUUGCUAGUGCACAUGCUUGCUUUUUUUCUGUAGACUGUACCAGACUGAGUCUUACAAAACUGCAAGUUGUCUUACCAUGUGUCUUCAUUUAGAACUGCUGUGACUUUUUUUUAUAUGUAUUUGAAAAAAUACUGAAAAAGUAUGUUAUUUCUUCCAGAUUGAAAUAAUGCAAACAUUUUUGAUAUCAUUCAACAUAUUUAUUACUGUGUACCAAAGCUGAACUGUGAUGUGUUCAGAAGUGAAACUUUAUUAAACUGCUAAGGAGUACCAGUCUUCACAGAACCUGAUGCAGAACUUUCUUGCUUCCCCAGUCCUCAGUAAUGAAUUAUCAGAAAUCACCUUUGUAGGAAAAAAAUACAGUGUGUUCCUUUUACAAUGAAUGUGAAAUUAGUAGUGUACAUUUAUAAAGAACACAAAGAUAUUACAUUUGUCUGAAGUAAUCAACACCAAACAAACUGUUUGGAAUCAUCCUACUAAAUAAGAGAUCAAAGUAGUUUUAAUGCCAGUCUGCAGAGAAUUGGUUAGGCAGUGGCUAUUUCAUGUGGAGAAACAAUUGGGAAUGUAUGUAAAAAUAAUUACUCCUUCACCUAUGUUGGACAUCCAUAGCUUCUAUGUUGGCCUCUGGAAAAGAAAACUCUGCAGCUUAUAAUCACAAUACAACUGCUCUGACUAAUUCUUGCUCUUCAACAAUAAUCCACUACAUUUUACAGUAACAAAUUUCAUGUCACAGCGGGAGCCCCACAGAACUUCUGCAGGCAUGCAAGAACACCCUUCAGGCAAUUACAAGCAACUCAUAUUUAAAAGUAGGUUCACUACUUUAUAAAAUAAUUCUUUUAUGGAGGGAAAAGGAGUGUAUUCUAAACUUAAGUUGAGCUGAAUUUGGCUGCAUGGCCUAUCGCUGUACAUUUGAACCCAUUAUAUGUACACAGUGAUGAACGGCAAAAAGGACUAAAGGACUACUGCUCUGGAAAUCAAAAAAUUGGAAAACCUUAUCAAUAAAAGUGUCUGUGAACUGUAACAUUUAAACAUGCCUAUCACACACAAGAUGCACGGUAUAUUUCCAUAAUAAACAUAUUUUAAUAUAGAAUCUUAUUCAUGCAAAUUGAGAUUUGAUUUUCUGAAUAAAGUCUGGAAAUGAAUGUUAAAUUUUUCUGUGAUGUGAAAAGAAAUGUUUAGCACUACGCACUAAGUUUAGAUGCUGUCAAAAUUUGUUAAGUGGUUUACCUUAAUGGUUAUGUAUGUACAAAAAGACACAGACAUUAUGUAUAGUAUUUAUAUUCAACAAUGUAGACCAGUGUAAAAAAUGAGUAUGUGCAUCUAUUAUCAAAAAUGGUGCUGUGAGUAUUGCACUUAACAUUAGAAAUUAAAGAACAAUACAAAUAGAAAAGACAAACAUAUGAGCUUGUGAUUUAUUCUUAAAAUUUAUUGAAUGCAGCUGAGAUAAGAUUUAUUUUGUAUAUUCCAAAGUUGGAAAAGUGUUCUCAGAAUGUGAUGGACAUGAAUUAGUGGCACGCUAAAUGGAUCUCAAUAAGCUAUCCAAACCACGUUAGUCACUAGUAAUAGUUUUUUUAAAUAUCCAAAUAUGUGUACAGGUAAAACUGGUGUGUCAAUGAAAUAAAAAGAUUUGUUACCUGACACUCA